AUGGAUUAUUGGAAAUUAAUUGUUCUAAUUAUAUCAGCAAUCUACGUGAAAGUGACCAUAGGACUGCAGCGGUUCGCCGAGCAGCCCAAAUACACCGAGGUGAACCCGGGCCAGGAUGCGCUGCUGGUGUGCAAAGUAAUUGACAAGCGUGGCGUCUGCUCCUGGCAGAAGGACAACAAACCGGUCGGCAUCUACCCGAAGAAGUACGAGUGGGCCAGCCAGUACGGCAUCGGCCAAACCGCACACGUCGGCGGUGACUGCUCGCUCUGGGUCCGGGCGGCCCAGCUCGAAUUCGACGACGGCCUGUGGGAGUGCCAGGUGACGGCCAGCGACUUUACGACGCAGGACGCCCUAACCAGUCAGCCGGUGCGAUUGGUGGUGCGAGUUCCUCCCCAGCGACCCAGAUUAGAGUACGAAGGCGUCCACGUUCCGCCCGGCCACAACGUGACGGUCGAUUCCGGUGCCGUCGCGACGGUAAAGUGUGUCUCGCACUACGGAAACCCGCCGGCGCAGCUGAAGUGGUUCCUAGGUGAUCAAGAGGUGUCUCCCCUUCACCCACAAACCAAUUCAACGGAACCGGACAACCCCCGGACCUGGUCGGCCGCUUCCGUGGUCCAAGUUCCGGCUAACAAAGAGCGGCACGGAACCAUCCUGAAAUGUCUCGCCUUACACGAGUCAUACGCGGCGCGUUCCGUGGCCGUCGAAGGUCGUCUCGAUGUGAAAUAUGCACCCUCGGUCCGGCUGCUCGGUGCGCCCCAGAUCGACCUCGAAGAGGGCAAGGACUCGCUGAUCCUGCGGUGUGUGGCCGACGCGAAUCCGCCGGCAAGCAUUGUGUGGCGUCGGGCCGGUCGGUCCGAGAUUGCUAGCCUGCAGGAGUCGCUCCAACUGCGUCCGGUUGGUCGGCGGGAUGCCGGCAUGUACACCUGCCAGGCGCAGAACUCCGUCGGAACGUCGGAGACGAUGUCAGUCCAGUUGGACGUGAAAUAUGCACCGAAAAUAUUAUCAGCGGGACCGGAUCGCCUCACCACGGCGCCACUGUUCAGUCCUGCCGCGUUCGAGUGCGUGGCCGAGGGAAAUCCGGCUCCUACCUACAAAUGGGUCCAAAGAAUUUCCACACAAGGCAAACCUUUCCUCGACCGGGGCCGGGAGUCGCGGCUGGUGAUAGACAACGUCACGUACGACUACCAGGGCGAGUACGAGUGCCGUGCGACAAACUUCAUCAACGGCCAGGAGCGUACGGCCACCUCCGACCCGAUCGCACUGCAGGUCGUCGGAGCGCCGCAAGUCCUGCGCACCACUUCCGCUUCCGGCGGAGCCGUCGGGCACUCGGUGUCGGUGCGGAAGGGUGACUCCGCCACGCUGUCGCUGAUCGUCUGUGCCGAUCCGAGACCGCGGCAUGUCGCUUGGGAGUGGGGCUCGCUGCGGCUCGAGGCUGGCAAUGGCAUCGGGCGCUAUCGAGUGGACGAUGUAACGCAGGAUAGCAGGGAGGACUGCUAUCUGGCCACACUGCACAUCGCUGAUGCCGACCUGCAGGAUCAACGGCCCUACUACUUGGUGGUCGAAAACGAUCGUGGAACCGAUCGGCAUGCGAUCAAUCUGCGUGUCGAAGGAAUGUUCUCCGUAGUGGAACCAUUGGAGCUGAGCUACCUGCUGGGAAUAGCCGGCGGGUGCCUGGCGGCGUUUCUCAUCCUCAUCUGUCUCUGCAUCUACGCGGUACGGGCGAGAAAAUGCUGCUUCAGGAAUCGCAACAACUACAAGACGUCGGAAAAGGAUAGCGAAAAGGCCGACCUAAAGUCCCGCUCCGAUAGUACGAGCGUGCCGCCACUGGACUCGAUCUACACGACGCCGACCGGGUUCCACAGUCAGCACCAUCACCAUCACCAUCCGCAUCAUGCCGCGCACCAUCCGCACCAGAACGGAACGCCCGGCUCGCCGGAAGCAAUGAAGAGUUUUCUUACGCUUACGGAUGGAACUCCAUUGGAAGGACAGCUGCACGCGCCGGACGGAAUCGAGCCGCAGGAUGCUGACCUGGUGCUGAGCACCUUGCGCCACCAGCGUGACCUUUUCAGCGGUCCGCUGGGCAUCCCGGACGUGACGACCCGGGUCGGGAGCGUCAUACACGCGUUCGAAACGAUGGCCCGCCAACGGCAGUCGCUUGGUGGCGUCCGGGACUCGUACCGUUCGGACAAACCGUACGAGUCGACCGGCGCUGGAACGGCCCGGUAUCGAUCGCACCGCUCGAACGUGAAGCGUGUGGGCGACACGAACCGGCACAAGAUUAUAUUACCCUCGCCGAAGAUUUCCCCAUCGUCCUCGGUGGAGGUGGGCGCACCGUCCGGCCAGCAUUUCUACCAUGCUCAGCACCACCCGGACCACUCCCAGUACUAUCCCGGCUCGCAGCCACCAACGACGACGACGCCGCAGCAGCCUCAGUACCAUCAGCAACACCCUCAGUCUCAUCCACACCAUCACCUUCAUCAGCAUCAUCCCCAUCUUCCACCGACAUCCUUUUCCUAUACCGAUCCACAAGGGACCGGACCCACACGAAGGCAUACGAGCGCUGGUGCCGCUGGUGGUGGUGGUAGAGGUGGCCUCGGCGAGAGCCAUAUACAUAUUAAUAACAAUAACUUUGAGGCAAACUUACCCCAUUCCACCGACGGUCAUAACAAUCAUAGUCAGACCCUUCCGAGGGCAAACUUUCCCACGGUGGACGUGCUCGGAACCAAUACCAUUGCCGGCAGCUAUCCGCUCACUAACGAGAAUGAAUCAAGUAAUUUCGAUUCGCUGAAUCUAGACGAUGAUUACCGUAAAAGCUCUUUUGGCAAACAGUCAAAAUUACUCCAGCAUCAGCAGCAACAGCAGCAGAGCCAACAUUUCCUCCAGCAGCGCAAUCCACCGUCGAAUAUCGAUACGUUCCUCUUGGGUCGCAAUCACCACCACCAGUCGGGUGACUCCGCACCCUCCGGCGGCCGGGGAACCGCGAAAGGCAUCUGGAGUCUCUUCGGCACCGGCAACCAUCCUUCCGAACAGGGCGCCGGGUUCAGCACCAGCAGAAACAAUCCGAAUGUGUUUUUCAACGCAUCCUCCAUGCCGGUGACGAUGACUACGGCAACGACGACGACGACGACGACGACGUCUACCAACACUUCUUCAACUGCACCGCAACAAGCGUCAACAUCCGGCGCGUCCAACCCAACUGGCACAAUGCGCUAUUACAACCACGAUAACGGCGCUAAUAGUGGCAAUCGCCGCACCGUCGCCUCGUCCUUCGCCGAGGACACGGCGGACGAUCGUUAUCAGCGUAACGACGGUGACGGUAGCGUCACAAACGAAGGCGAUAACGAAGCACUCGAUAAUCACGUUAGCGGUGACAAAUUUCUGCGCGGCACCACCGUCAGCCAGUCCUUCAUCAAGAACGUGCGCAUCAUCGGAAAGCGGUCGUCCUCGUACGAUGUGAACGGUGCCAACGGCGGGGUCGGUCGAAAGGAAGGCAAGAAGAGGGACGACACCGGAGCUGCCGGUGGUACCUCCAACUCGUCGAACGGCUUCAAGCAGCGUGGUUCGCUAAUGAUGGCGGCGGCCGCGAAGCACUUCUCCAAGCGCAACCGAGCACCCCAACCAACCGUGGGGACUAACCUAGCGGACAACGAGCCACUUGCUGGUACGCUGAGGCCAAAGCCACCGGAAAAUGCCACUGAUAUCCGUGAACCGGGCAACGAUGAAGUGGUAGCGAAAGUUUCCAAUGCGCCAUCGACUGCAACACGUGCUUCCGGUGGAACUGCCAAACGCCGGUUAUUUCAACCGCGCACGAUGGACCGAGCGGAAAUCUGAGACAAGUCAAGUGGUCUGAGUCGCUUUCGACCGAGGGGUCCGAUACUUGACCUGCCAAGCUAUAUUUUCCUCUUAUCCUUAUUUCAGAUCGCGAGUAGAUAAGGAAACUUUAAAAGAAAAAACGCCCCCAACUUUAAAAACUUGUUGAUAGCCGUUAAGAAUCCAGAGCUCUAUACUGUGUUCCGUUACCUGAAUCCACCGUAUUGGCCAUAAACUUACUACCGAAACGUCGUUCCACGUGAGCUUUUGUGGUCACGUAAAUUCAAAGGUGUUAUGAACUUGUUUUCCCAUUAAACGAUAGGGGAGUUAGCAGCAUUUAAAAACCGACAGCAAAGACACCCAUCCGUGCAAGGAACAUACCUUGAAGUUUAUCCAUCGACCGGUGCAUAUAUUUAACUUCAGCGCCAAUAUACUUAGCAUUUUCUGUGUCAUACCAGCGUGGAACGAAAUUCGAUUGUUUGUUAAUUUGUUAAAUUUGAACACAAAAGCAGGGAUUGAUCGUUUCGAAUUUCGAUCGAACCGGCUUGACUCUACGGUUUGUUAUCAUUUUGUAACAUAUGCAUUCGAUAUAUAAACAUUGUCGUGACUAAUAUGUAAUGGAAACUCAAAUGCGAAAGAAUGGCUCGGCUGAAAUUUACCUUUAAGACUUAAGGAGCAGUUUAAUACAUGAAUUGAUAGUUUAAUAACGAGAUCGAGUUUAGGAUAGUUUAGCGGGGUAUGUAUUCUUCCCGUAUAGCCCACUAUAAUCAAAAAUGUUUGUUGCGGAUGGGGAUUCAAUCUGGAAAGCACUAGCGUAACCAAGGAAGGAAGAAGAAAAUAAGUUCAAAUUAUGGUUUUUUGGGCGAGGAGGACAUUUUCAUUACUAUAAUCCGAGCGAGCUCCCGAGGCUGUUGUAGGAAAAAUAUAUUUAUAAGAUAAAUCAAAAUAGAGACACUAAGAGAGAAAGAGAAAGUAAACGAUGUAGACUCGAAUAAGAUUUUACGCGAGACGUUGAAAUAUGUGCUAUAAAUAAGUAAAGUGUAAACCAGUGUGCAGAUGGAAGUCAGACUAACAAAAGAAGCGAUUAAACAUACUACAUAAAACAUUAAUAAAAAAAUGCAUGCAAACAUACGUCGUACACACAUACGUUCCACAGAGUACAUUACAUUCUUCAAUGAUGCAUAAAUGGAUAAAGAUACAACCGAUCAACACAUUAAACCCGAAAACGCUGCGCGAUACUGAGCAAGUAAUCAAUUCGUUUACGAAUAUUGCGAUUUUUACUAACAAAUCCCUAAUAAAUGU
Molecule: messenger RNA, 5112 nt
Organism: Anopheles coustani
Lineage: Eukaryota; Metazoa; Arthropoda; Insecta; Diptera; Culicidae
Exons: 15
Coding region: 1-3831 (1276 amino acids)
Biological process (GO): cell-cell adhesion
Cellular component (GO): cell-cell junction
Molecular function (GO): cell adhesion molecule binding
Source: RefSeq, a predicted model, not a curated record